Messenger RNA from Danio aesculapii, 4411 nucleotides. Its product is annotated as choline transporter-like protein 2. Gene Ontology annotation, cellular component: membrane. Gene Ontology annotation, biological process: choline transport; transmembrane transport. Lineage: Eukaryota; Metazoa; Chordata; Actinopteri; Cypriniformes; Danionidae. The coding region runs from base 1 to 2157 and encodes 718 amino acids. The record is from RefSeq and is a predicted model, not a curated record. The transcript is spliced from 22 exons. Gene Ontology annotation, molecular function: choline transmembrane transporter activity.
AUGAAGAUGGGUCGCGAGCUGAAAGGUUUGGGACCCUCUGAUCUAAAAGAUACCUGGAGUAUUGAUUGGUUUUUCCCUGUUGUUUUCACAGGAGAGCCCAGGAAAUUCGACCCCACCUUCAAAGGGCCCAUCCAAAACAGAGGAUGUACAGACAUUGUUUGCUGCAUCAUCUUCAUCAUAGCCAUCGUGGGCUACCUUGCUGUGGGAAUACUGGCCUGGACUCACGGUGACCCGAGGAAGGUGAUUUACCCCACAGACAGCAUGGGACAGUUCUGUGGCCAGGGGAAACUAGAGAAGCAGCCGUUCUUGUUCUACUUUAACAUGAUGAAGUGCGCCAGUCCCAUGGUCCUCCUAGAGUUCCAGUGUCCUACUCCUCAGGUGUGUGUACAGACGUGUCCUAAUCGAACUAUGACUCUGGUAACUGCCUUCUCAAAACCACAAGACUGGGGGUAUUACAAAACCUACUGCAAACAAGACCCAGGCAAUAAGCCUGUGGCACAAAUUUUGCAAGAGAAGCUCUGUCCGGCGUAUCUAGUUUCCAGCAAUCCAUUUUUGCAGCGGUGUUUUCCAUCUAUGGGCAAAAAGGGAGAAGUCAUUACUGUGGGCGAUCAGGAGAAAUUUAAUGAUGGAGUGAAGGAGCUGGAUGCUAAAGACCUGGUGGCUGGAAUGAAGAACGCCUCUAUAGUCAUGGAGGGUCGUCAGGUUGCAAUGAAGAUCUUUGAGGAUUACACAAAGUCCUGGUACUGGAUCUUAAUUUGUCUGUUGAUUGCGGUUGUGUUGAGUCUGAUCUUCAUCGUUCUUCUGCGAUUUCUGGCUGGAAUUAUGGUCUGGGUCAUGAUCCUCUUGGUCGUCGCUGUCAUAGCCUAUGGUAUCGCUCACUGCAGUAUAAAGUAUGUUAGUCUGAAGGACGCUCCUGGCUCCAACAUCACCCUGCAGCAGCUCGGCUUCCAGCCCGAUUUUGCCGUCUACCUGCACAUCAGACAGACCUGGCUGGCCUUCAUAAUCAUCCUGGCUAUUUUGGAGCUCAUCAUCAUCCUCCUGCUCAUCUUCCUCAGAAACAGGAUCCGCAUCGCUGUUGAGCUCAUGAAGGAGGCCAGCAGGGCCAUCGGUUAUGUGAUGUCAUCGCUGGUUUUCCCUAUUUUCACCUUCUUCCUCCUGGCCAUUGUCAUCGCAUUCUGGGGCGUUAAUGCAGUUUUCCUUUCUACAUCCAGUGAACCGGUUUAUAAGGUUUUCAAUGAAACUGAAUGUGCCCAUUCAAGAGAAACCUGCAACCCAGAGAACUUCACAUCCUCUUUAACGAAGGCAGUCUGUCCGCAGUCGCAGUGUCUGUUUGCUUUCUACGGUGGAGAGACACCUUAUCACAAAUACCUGAUCCUGCUUCAGUUCUACAACGUCUUCCUGUUUUUCUGGUGUGCCAACUUCGUCACAGCUCUGGGUCAGAUGACUCUGGCAGGAGCGUUUGCGUCGUACUACUGGGCUUUUGAUAAAUCCAAAGACAUGCCGGCCUUCCCGUUAUGUGCCUCUCUGGGCAGAUCCCUCAGGUAUCACACAGGUUCUCUGGCAUUUGGCUCUCUCCUGCUCGCCAUUGUGCAGGUUAUCAGGGUCCUGCUGGAGUAUAUUGAUCACAAACUCAAGGGAGCAGAGAAUAAAUUCGCCAAGUUCUUGCUGUGCUGUUUGAAAUGCUGCUUCUGGUGUCUGGAGAAGUUCAUCAAGUUCAUCAACAGGAACGCCUACAUUAUGGUUGCUAUAUACGGCAAAAACUUCUGCCGCUCUGCACGUGACGCGUUCUUCCUCUUGAUGAGAAAUGUAAUCAGGGUGGUAGUCCUGGAUAAGGUCACCGAUUUCAUCUUGUUUCUUGGAAAACUCCUCAUCGUUGGUCUUGUGGGGAUCUUUGCUUUCUUCUUCUUCUCAGGACAAACGGAUGCGUUUAAGGGCACUGCACCCAGUCUCCAUUAUUACUGGGUUCCUAUUUUGACUGUGUUGGUGUGCUCCUACCUCAUUGCUCAUGGGUUUUUCAGCGUUUACGCCAUGUGUGUGGACACACUCUUCCUCUGCUUCUUGGAGGAUCUGGAGAGGAACGAUGGCAGUGCAGAGCGACCGUAUCUGAUGUCCGAGAACCUGCUCAAUGUGCUAAAGAAGAAGAACCAGGCCAACUGAUCCAUCCUGAUGGGUCAGGUUUAUACAAGUACAGUGUGUUUUCUGGAGCUGGAGAAACCAGAAGUGCCUGAGGUCAUUUUCAUUGCUGUUUAUCGUGCCUUUGAGAGCCGUCAUCGUGCCUUUCGAGAGAUGAUCAUAUGAAUUUCAAAACUUUUUUAAACGUGGCUGAUCUCUGUAUCUCCAAAUUAAAAACCAGGAAUGGUACCAAAACUAUUUUAGAAGCAGAAAUAAGUGACAAGGCUACUCGUGUGGAAACUGCCAAACUUUUUAAUGGCCACUUUAAAGGAAAACUCCACUUUUAGUAUGGAAAAAGGCUCAUUUUAUCAAGUCUUUUAGAGUUAAACAGUUGAGUUUCUCACACUGAAAACAAAUAUUCAUUGAAUUUACUCAUUUUUAAGGUACGUGGUUGCAAACAGUUUAUAUAGGUUGAAUUUAAACAAAUUAAUCUGAACAUUACUAAAUGUCAUUUGUUUGUUUAAAUUCAGCCCAUAUUAAUUGUUUGCAACCACUUACCUUUAAAAAAUGAGUACUGGACAAUUUUUUUCAAUGCAAUUGUUUAAUCCAUUGACCUGAUUUUGAUGUCUUUUAUCUUAGCUUAGCAUAGGUCAUUGAAUCAGAUUAGACCAUUAGCAUCUCACUCAAUAUAAAAAAAAAGAAUAAUUUUUUGAUCAUGUUCUAUUUUUAUUUAAAACUGGACUCUUCUGUAGAUACAUCGUGUACUAAGACUGACGGAAAAUGCCAACUUGCUGUUUUUUAGGUCAAUAUGUCUAGAGACUAUACUCAUUACGGCGUAAUAACAGCAACUUUUGCCAUACUUUGGCUGCUGCAGGUGCAACGAACUUCUGCUUCGCUGUAUAAAACCUUGCUGGCUACUGUUUUCAGGUGCUGCGUAAUAUCAUUGUGCCUGCCACAGCACAAAUGAUUGAACCCCUUUUUUUGAGUGAGAUGCUAAUGGUCUAAUCUCAUUCAAUGAUCUAUGCUAAGCUAAGCUGAAAGACACCCAAGAUCAGCUGAAUGGAUCGCAAUGAUAUUAUGCUUCGCUAUUCAAUACCUACCUGGCUACUGUUUUAAGGUACUGCAUAAUCACAUUGUGCCUGCUGAAGCAAAAACGAUUGAAACUUUUUUUUGAGUGAGAUGCUAAUGGUCUAAUCUGAUUCAAUGAUCUAUGCUAAGCUAAGCUAAAAGAAUAUUAGAAUAUAUAAUAUUAUGCUUCGUUGUUCAGUACCUAGCUGACUACUGUUUUCAGGUGCUGCAUAAUAUUAUUGUGCCUGCUGCAGCAAAAAUUAUUGAAACACUUUAUUUUUUUUUUAAGUGAGAUGCUAAUGGUCUAACCGAUUCAUGGUCUAUGAUCUAUGCUAAGCUAAAAGACACCCAAGAUCGGCUGAAUGUAUCGCAAUGAUAUUAUGCUUCGCUGUUCAAUACCUAUCUGGCUACUGUUUUUUUAGGUGCAGCAUAACAUCAUUGUGCUUGCUGCUGCAACAAUUAUUGAAAUGCUUUUUUUUUAAAUUCUUUUUGAUUGAGAUACUAAUGGUCUAAUCGGAUUCAAUGAUGUAUGCUAAGCUAAAAGACACCUAAGAUCGGCUGAAUGGAUGGCAAUGAUACUAUGCUUCGCUGUUCAGUACCUAGCUGACUACUGUUUUCAGGUGCUGCGUAAUAUCAUUGUGCCUGCUGCAGCAAAAAUUGUUGAAACACUUUUUUUUUUAUUAUUCGAUUCAAUGAUCUAUGCCAAGCUAAAAUAAAAGUGCAGACCCGGAGAUCGGCUGAAUGGAUUUAAAAAUUGUGAAACUCCACUUUUUAGUUAGUAAUAAAAUUAGCCUAUUUUCAAAAUAAGUGUAGUGUUUCUUUAAAGAAUAAAGGAUUUUUUUUUUCAUAAAUGUUCUGAUUUACAUUUUGAUGUUUAGUUAUUGGUUUCAUGGUGUUUAUAUUUGUUUUUGUUAGUUUUUUCUAUAAAUAUGAAAGCGAGGCAGUGUUCUUGAUGAUGUUGGACAGGAUUGUAUAACAGCGUUUUUGUUUAAUAUGUAUGCAGUAUAGAUCAUAAAAGCUGUUACUGAUUAAAUAUCACAUAUUCAAUGUUCAUGAUAUAAGAUUAUCCGUUCGUUAACCUGUGUACAUUAUGAUGAGAUGUGCCUGUUUGUAUGGCUGGUUAAAGAUGUCUUGAUUUUAAUCAUGCUUCUGACUUUAUUUAGUGUUUUAAAAGUUUUGUUACAUGCUCAUAUGACUCAUUGCUUGGUAAAUAAAACGUUUUCUACAAUAA